UUGGCUCUUCCGGUUCACCACCAUGGCGCAAGAUCAGGGUGAAAAGGAAAAUCCCAUGCGGGAACUGCGCAUCCGAAAGCUAUGCCUCAACAUUUGUGUUGGGGAGAGUGGAGACAGGCUGACUCGGGCAGCCAAAGUGUUGGAGCAGCUCACAGGCCAAACUCCAGUGUUCUCCAAAGCUCGUUACACCGUCAGGUCUUUUGGAAUCAGGAGAAAUGAGAAGAUUGCUGUUCACUGUACAGUCCGAGGGGCCAAAGCCGAAGAGAUUCUGGAGAAGGGCCUGAAGGUGCGAGAAUAUGAGUUAAGGAAAAAUAAUUUCUCAGAUACUGGUAACUUUGGCUUUGGGAUCCAAGAGCAUAUCGAUCUGGGCAUUAAAUACGACCCAAGCAUUGGCAUCUAUGGCUUGGACUUCUAUGUGGUGCUGGGCAGACCCGGGUUCAGCAUUGCAGACAAGAAGCGCAGGACAGGCUGUAUUGGAGCCAAACACAGAAUUGGCAAAGAGGAAGCCAUGCGCUGGUUCCAGCAGAAGUAUGAUGGCAUCAUCCUUCCUGGCAAAUAAAGACCUGUUUUCUAUUAAAAGAUCAAUAAAAUGAUCACUGAA
Messenger RNA from Monodelphis domestica (gray short-tailed opossum), 601 nucleotides. RefSeq names its product large ribosomal subunit protein uL5. Gene Ontology annotation, biological process: translation. The record is from RefSeq and is a predicted model, not a curated record. NCBI's taxonomy places the organism in Eukaryota, Metazoa, Chordata, Mammalia, Didelphimorphia, Didelphidae. Gene Ontology annotation, cellular component: ribosome. Gene Ontology annotation, molecular function: structural constituent of ribosome.